Paramuricea clavata is the source of this 1041-nucleotide messenger RNA. NCBI's taxonomy places the organism in Eukaryota, Metazoa, Cnidaria, Anthozoa, Malacalcyonacea, Plexauridae. The record is from the annotation of a GenBank genome assembly.
CAACGGACGAUUCACUUCUCUGUCAAGCUUUAUAGUUAUAUAACAAGGUUUGUCGUUGCACACACGAAAAUAACGGACAAUCAUAAGGUAAGUAAAGAAUACUGAUAUCAAUUCAAUUUUCUGACAGGACAAGCAAUAUUGAAUGAAUCCAAAAUGACAUUCUAUAGUCCCUUCAGACAAUCCACUGGAAACAGUAAUUUCAAGUCCAACUAGUUCAUAGUGUUCAAAUCCCCAGCAGCAUGAUUUUGUCGAUGGCUAGGUAAUGUCGCAAGCAAAGUCCUAUUCAAAUGUCGUCAUUCACAAGUCUACCUCACAUGCAGUGCAUGCUCUAUAUAUAGACUAUAUUCGUUUUGCUAUUAGCUGUGAAAUUUUCCGCAAGCAAUUCGUAUAACUCCAACCAAAGAGUGAAGGUAUAUAAAGCGUCGUAACAGUUUUGUAUUAAAUCAUCACGCGUUUUCGAGUUUACAUAUAAUCAUCUACUUGUCCCUAUCAUUAAAUCAUGGCUAAUUUAUCAUCAUAUAGGCAUGGCUAUGGGAGAAAUCAUUGCGGGCUUUGAAGGUAUGAGAACGUCAGUUUACACUGAUACACGAGGACUUAAAACUAUCGGUGUGGGUUUCAACAUGGAACAAGCGAAUGCACGUCAAAUCUUUCAAAGAAAUGUACCCGAUGCGUCUUUUGACGACGUUCUUUCUGGGAAAGCAAGUUUGACAAAAGCUCAAGCCAACAAGCUUUUCCAGGAAACAUUGAAAGACAAAGUACAAGAAACCAAACGUCUUUUCCCAAAUUACGAUAAAUAUCCCCAUGAAGUCAAGACUGCGCUAGUGAACGGCGUUUUUCGUGGAGAGUAUACAUCUUCUCAGAAGACAGUCAAGUAUAUUAAUAAUGGCGAGUGGGACAAGGUCGCGGAAGAAUAUCUUGACCGAGCUGAUUAUUGCGCAUCUAAACCUGGGCGAGAUGGUGGCAUUAAGAAACGUAUGGAUUAUAAUGCUGAUAUAUUUCGUGGUUAUGCUGAACGUUUGAAGAAGUGACUGUGAACCAAAC